This is a messenger RNA of Lasiodiplodia theobromae, 1128 nucleotides long. RefSeq names its product Nucleolar RNAse. Gene Ontology annotation, molecular function: double-stranded RNA binding; ribonuclease III activity. The record is from RefSeq and is a predicted model, not a curated record. Gene Ontology annotation, cellular component: nucleus. Lineage: Eukaryota; Fungi; Ascomycota; Dothideomycetes; Botryosphaeriales; Botryosphaeriaceae. Gene Ontology annotation, biological process: primary miRNA processing; rRNA processing; regulation of gene expression. The coding region runs from base 1 to 1128 and encodes 375 amino acids. The transcript has a single exon.
AUGAAGCACAACGGCGGCGGUCCAGGCGGCAGCCGCAAUGCAAAACGCCCAAGAACAGACGGCUCCUCCCACUCGCACUUCGAUAAAGGCAACCCGCACAAGCGCUCUCGCAACAACAACAAUAACAGCAACAACACUGGGUCCAACCGCCAAAACACCUCUGCGCCCAACCUCGCCGCGACAACCGACCUACCCAUGCCGCUCCCUCCCCUUCCCACCAUCCACGACCCCACCAAUGCCAAGCUUGUCUUCACGCACACAUCCGUCACCAACUACGCGACCGAGACGUACGACCGGCUGGAGUGGUACGGCGACUCGGUCAUCGAGAUGGUAGCCACGGACCUGCUCUGGGACAUGUACCCGUCGCUGCCGGGCGGGCGGCUGUCGCAGAUGCGCGAGGCGCUGGUCAACAACGCGCGGCUGGCGAGCUUCGCGCGCGGCUACGGCUUCGACCAGAUCGAGGCCGACGGCAACGGCGGGCGGCUGCGCAUCUCCCCGCGGACCUGGCACGGCGCGCACGCGACGAACCAGACCAAGAUCCUCGGCGACGUCUUCGAGGCGUACGUGGGCGCCGUGGCGCUUGAGGACCGCGAGAGGAACAAGAAGAAGAAGACGAAGGACAACGAUGAUGCGAGCAACAUCGACACCGACACCACCGACCGCGCCGACCGCUGGCUCCGCCAACUCUGGACGCCCCUCCUCCUCUCCUCCGCCAUCUUUGCCGACGAAAGCGACAAGGCCGGCGAGCAGGUCAAGAUGCGUGCCUCGCGCGCCUUCGCACCCUCCGGCUCUGGCCUCAAGGCCUGGUACGAGGACGUCGGCGAGAUGACGUACGAGAACAAGGCCCAGCAGCGUUUCAGCGUCGCCUUCUACCUGUCGGGCUGGGGACACGACCGGUUGCGCUUAGGCGAGGGCGUUGGUCAGAACAAGAAGAUCGCGCGGGCGCGUGCGGCCCAAGACGCGCUGGACAGGAUCUCGGCGGUGCCUGAGCUCAGGGAACAUACUGAGAAGGUGGAGGCGUAUCUGGCAGAGAGGAAGGCGAAGAAGGAAGCGGAGGAGGCGGAGAGGCAGACGAAGAGGGAGGCGGAGGAGACAGAGAAGAACAAGGAGGCUCAAAGCAGCCAGUGA